This is a messenger RNA of Gadus chalcogrammus (walleye pollock), 3032 nucleotides long. RefSeq names its product mitochondrial ubiquitin ligase activator of nfkb 1-A (gene mul3). Bases 117 to 965 code for a protein of 282 amino acids. Lineage: Eukaryota; Metazoa; Chordata; Actinopteri; Gadiformes; Gadidae. The transcript has 4 exons. The record is from RefSeq and is a predicted model, not a curated record. Gene Ontology annotation, molecular function: ubiquitin-protein transferase activity. Gene Ontology annotation, biological process: protein ubiquitination; organelle organization.
UUUGAGCUAGUUAUUCUGUCGCAUUACUUAAGGUCUUCUCUCUGCUAGCUUGUAUUAAAAACGACCUGGUUUGCUGAUAUUCCUGCACAUUAACUUCUUGUUCCUUAGAGAAAACCAUGAGUGAAUUUCCGAUUAACCCCUUGGUUUUGAUUGGCGUCGGAUCCAGUUUCGCUUUCUCUGGAUUGUUUUAUAAUUUAUACCAGGCCAAGAAAGAAGAACUGCGAAAGCUAAAUGAAAUACCCAUUUUCAAACCAGAUCAACAUUUGUUUAAAUUACUAAAGUCAGCUACACGGAAACGAUUCCAAUACAUUGCUGUAGAAGGUCUGGUCCAGCCAGAUGGGGAGCCACUGGCUAGCAAGUUUGUUCCUCGAAGCUUCGGGGUUGUCCAGAAGAUAUCAGAAGAGGAGCACUGGGAGUACUGGAACUCUCUGUCUAAAACAUGGAACUCGCGGAAAACCAACCGGACGCAGACCAACCACACGGUCCCCUUCAGCCUGGUGGCGCCAGGGGGCUACACCUCCCCCGGCGGCCACGACGACGAGGUCUACGUGAAGGUGCAGAACCCCCUGGAGGCCACGGGCCUGGACCUGGACCGGGUCCACUACCGCGUGCGUCGCGCCGCGGAGGGGGGCUUGUCCGGCGCGGUCCUCCAGGGUCUGAGCGGCGAGAGGGCGGUGGCCAAGGAGGAGAGCGAGGAGAUGCUGCGGGUCGGCGCCACCGUCACGGGCUUCGGGGAGCUGGUUCUGGAGGCUGACGCGGGGGCGGGGGCGGGGGUGAUGAGGCUGCAGGCGCCACAGGACGGCCGUCCGUACAUCUUGGUCGCCACGGACUACAAGAGCUACUUGGCGCGGCACGAGAGCUCCGCCUCCAUGUGGAAGACGCUGGCGGUGGCGUGCGGCGCCGUCGGGACCACCGUUUUGGCGGGAACUCUCUACAACCUCCUCAAGAAACACAACGAUAAAUAGACCGUGAUAUUGUUAUUAAUGAUCUACUCUUCUUGGGAUUCGGCAGGCAGCCACACCUCGGCUGGUUGUUGAUAUGAAUGGGAUGAGGAGGGCUGUUCAGUUAAGACGUGCCUAUUGUGAGUAGCCAAUUACACGUUUAUUUAAUCAGGGGUUAGUCAGGUGUAUUUUAUCCAGUUUAUGUCUUUAAUCAAUAAGUGAGUCUUGGUGAGAAUGGCCUUGUCUGAGGUCAAUCGGUAGAGCAAGGGAGUAACACGGCCAGGGGAAGGGGUUCGACUGCCAUUCUUAACAUCCACACUGUUGUGAGGCUUUGGAUAAAAGCGUCCACCAAAUCACUGAGAAUGUCAAGUACUGUAUUCAUUCCUUACCUCAUACCUUAUUCCCAUAACUAAAUCACUAGGAUCGCAGAUCUGGAGCAUGUGUCUGAUAGCAUAGUUCUUCUCAAUGAUGUCCUCUGAUAUAGUACAGUAUAUUUGUAUACUAAUCAACAUACUUUAUCAAUAGAUACAUUUAUCCAUUGAUAAACUUCACUAAGGAAGAAUAUAACAUCGUGAUGGUAUAUAUUUCUGAUAGAUAUGGUUCAACUUGUGUAUCCUGUAAGAGUGUUAAAUCCAAACAUUACAAAGGGUUGCUUGAAUUUAAAGGGAAUUCCAUGAUUAAAGAAAAACUUGACAUGAAAACGUCUUUGGGGCCUAGAGUGCAUGUUUAUGAAUGUGGAGUUCACUUUAAGUUACAUUUGAAGUCAAUUAGUCUAUGCAUUAUAGGCCUUGGAAGAAUGUAACCUCUGUGUUUAAUGUAGGCCUAAUGCAAGCCUUAUAUAGAAACUGAUAAUGUAAUAACUGUUGAUAAUGUAAUACAAAUGCUGAUUGAUAAUUUAAUGGCUUUUGGCAAAUUGACAGUAUUACAUUAUGCUUAAGUUAUUACAUUAUCUAGCAAGUACAUAGUAUAAAUAAGGUUAUUUAUUAAAGGUAGAUGUAACACCACAAUAGAACAUACACAGGAAACAAUAGGCCUAUAUUUAUAGGUAUAGGUUAUGCAUUAUUUGUAGAUAAAUAAAUAAUGCAUCAUAGCUGCUAUAUGCCAUUUGAACACGCGCACACGCACAAACACACGCCCAAAUGUAGAAACACCUGCUUAUAAUUUAUUUGGUGAAUUGACCGCUAGAGGGUAGCAAAUCUAGGUAAACUGGUCAUUUGUUCAACUUGUUCUAUUUGGUUCCUAGGCUGCCUCUCCUUCGAAUCUAGGUAGAUAUUUAGUGCUUUUUUCCAGUACUGGUCCCAGACAAGCGCUACACUAUGCUAUGAGGCACGCACAUUUUAAAAGGUUGAAACUCCAAGUUACACCGAUGACAGCUUCACGAUGACACAAAAAAAACUAGUAAUCCGCUGCUUUGAUGUCCUCUAGCGGUCAAAUCUCCAAAGCUCAUAUUUAAUUUUCCAUUGGAUCCCAGUUUACGACGUCACUCAGACCGACGACGUGCAACAUUUUCAUGUUUUUAUCUUGUUUAUUUUUAAGCUGAUGUUAGUCACCCUUCACUGGUUAGCUGAUAUUCCUGCACAUUAACUUUGGCUUCUUGUUCCCGAGAGAAGCCAUGAGGGAUUGUUGCAUAUUCUCGAAGAAAGUUGUCCAAUCCCGGGUUGCUUUAAACUCACUUCAUUUACUAUAAAGUCGUCUGCAUGUUUCGGCAUGGUAAGUGAAGCUAUACGGAGGGAAUUGUAGCUAAAGAGUGGAACACGUGUGAGAGAUAAUAACUCUGGCUACUAUGGGCAACGGGCAGAGGCCCGUGACCCUUCGCGGGUGUCGCUGAAAAUCUCUGGAGAGAGAAAGGGACAUUCCAUAACUAAAAGAAAAACAUGACAUGGCAUGAAAAGGUGUAGUCUCUCCUGGGUUGAGUGGGCUACUCAAAGGGCCCAGAAUCAAAUAUCAAUGAGGGUCACAAUGAUGCACACCGCUGCUUGCUAGCUUCUACAGUUUAGUGCAACAAUGCAUGCCCAAACUCAGGCCUAUAACCAUACUGCUGUUACUCCAUGUUGUGUUUUGUCGAGUGCCAAUUUUGAUUCAGUCAAUGGG